AUGAAUCCAGAAGAAAACCAAAAAGCUCUCGAGCAAUACACUCAGGAAAUUUCGACAGAAGCUCUCAAAGAUGCCAAACACUUCCUGGAAAACAGUCUACCAGCUGGACAAGGUGUACAAAAAGAUAUUUUGUUAGCGGAAGUAUUAUCUGAAGAACAGCAAAUCGAGAAAAACCGCAAAACAAUUGAAAGUUCGAUAAAAGAACAUGACGAUCUAAGUACUAAUCUUCCCGAGGAGGAGCUCAAGACAUUGGAACAAUUGCAAUUUGAACGCGAUGAGCUUCAAAAGAAACGUCAAGAAGAAAACACAGUUAUUGCAGAGAGUUACAAAUCAAUUGAAGAUAUUAUUCGCAUGAAGAGGGAAACCGAUGAGAUGCGUGAAAGGUACAUGAAAAAGAAGGUGGAAUUGGACGAAAUUAUCAAGAAAAAGAAGGUUAUCUGA
Molecule: messenger RNA, 441 nt
Organism: Caenorhabditis remanei
Lineage: Eukaryota; Metazoa; Nematoda; Chromadorea; Rhabditida; Rhabditidae
Exons: 3
Coding region: 1-441 (146 amino acids)
Source: RefSeq, a predicted model, not a curated record